GGCGGAAAUAAUAUUUUCAUCAGACGGCGGGCGGAGAAUUUUUUUUUUCUUUGUUAGAAACCAGACGGAAAUCGGAAUAAUAUAAGAACUUGAAAAUCUAGUAAAAAAGGAAAAAAAAAAAAAAAAACCCCGGAAAAUCCAAACCCCAGUUCGCUUUCUUUCUACGAUCAUCGAUUUUUCUUGUCAGAAGUCAGGAAUUUCUGUAGUACGAGCUCCUUCAAAGCCCUAUCAAACCAUUAAUUUUCCUUUUUUGGCUUCAAUCUCUUCUGGGGUUUUGAUAGAUUACUCGAUUAACAUCAACAGUACGAUCGUCUUCGCCGAUCGUCCUGUUCAAGAGGACCCGGUAUUGAUUCUUCUUCUUCUUCUUCUCUGAAUAAGGGUUUCUGUUCUGUUUUCGGUGCGAGAAAGAAGUGUUUCGCUAAAUCUGGUGUCUGGGCCUUGUUUUGUUUUAUUGUUCUUCGCUUCUUAUUAGAAUGAUACUGGAUUUUAGGGAAGAUGAUUAUUGGAACUAGGGUUUUGGGUUCACAUUUAAUGGUGGGCUCUGUUGAGCCGAUGAUGAUGGGGGAUUGCAUUGACAUGGAAGAAGACGAGGCUUCUUGCUAUCACAAGGAUAAUGGCGGUGAUAUUGACCCUGACAUUACUCUCUCUUACAUUGAUGAGAAGAUCGAGCGUUUUCUUGGUCACUUCCAAAAAGACUUUGAAGGUGGAGUUUCAGCUGAAAAGUUAGGGGCAAAGUAUGGUGGUUAUGGCUCAUUUUUGUCUGCAUAUGAACGCCCUUCUUCGAUUUUGCCGCACAACAUAAAUCAACAAAGAAACUGCAAUGCAGCACCAACUCCGGUUAAUGUGCCCUUGGAGGGUUCUUCUCAGAAUCCAAAAGCUCCACCACCUAAGAGACCAGAAACUUUUGUCUGCAAUACUAUUUCCUCUCAUAAUACGAGGGGAACUUCUGGCAGUAUCUCUGGGAGAGUAGAUUCAUGCUUGCCGGCUACUAAAGUUACUAAUAGUUGCCCUUCUAAAGGUGAAGCUUCAGGCAGAUCAAGCAGUCCAAUGAAUAGCGGAUUGCUUAAAUUCCGAAUCAAAGUUGGUUCUGACAGUACUGGAUUGAAAAAUGCAGCAAUAUACAGUGGCCUAGGACUUGAUGACUCUCCAUUGUCAUCGUCAGACAACAGCUCCGACUUAAGUGAAGGGAUGCUGCCCAUAUCUCAAAGCGCAUCUGAUGAGUCUCCAUCUAAGAUAAUUCAGGCAAUGACUUCUUUCCCAGUGCCUCAUGGAGCAUUGAUAUCACCUCUUCAUGAUAGCCUACUUGGGUUGCCAAGAAAGGAAAAACCUUUACCAUUACCCAAACCUGUGCUUUCUCUUGAGAAGAAAAAAGAUGGUUUGGCCAAGCUAGCCAAUGAGACAACUUCAAAGCAAAAUGACAGUACAUUGGUUAAGAAGAAGAAAAAGGAGGUGCUGCAUAGAGAAAGGCAGGUCAAUCAUAAGAAUGAAGUUUAUGCUUCUCGUGGGGAGGAGAAGACUACUCUAACACUUGUAAAUCGAAAAUUAGACACCGAGGCUUCUGAAAGCAAGGAUUUCCUGUCUAAUGAGUUGCAAUGCAAACCUGGUUCCGUUGGUUUGAAGUCCAGUGCUAACUUAGAUCCACAAAAGAAGAAGCUUUCUCGUAAAGCUACACUACACGAAACAGUUAAAGAUAAAACAUCAAUCAAGAAAGAAAAGCCUGAAAUUGUUGUCGAGAAGAAAUUGAAAGUGGUACAGACUGCUAGUGGGAAAAUAGCUGGUUCAUUUGAGGAAGGCUUCAAGAUUAGAAGUGAAGCAUCAAGAGGUAGAAAGGACACUGAUUCUGACACUCCUGAAUCUGAAAAUAGAAGGAACAGGUUAAAGCUUCACAGCAAUGAGAAAGUAGGAGCAAACAAUGCGGAUUCUUUUAACAGCUCAGGGUUAGAUGAAAACCGUAUCAGUAAGGAUGCAAUUGAGAGGGCCUCUGGCGAUUUGCGGAAGGCUAAAGGCCUAGAUAACAGUGGAAUCAAAAUGUCCAUAUCCUCGAGGGUGGUUGAACCAGCAGGGAUGGCUCCUAUGGAUGAAUGGGUAUGCUGUGACAUUUGCCAGCAAUGGCGCCUUCUGCCAUUUGGGACAAAACCAGAACAACUUCCUGAUAAAUGGUCGUGUAGCAUGCUAGAUUGGCUGCCUGGGAUGAACCGGUGUGACAUCAGUGAGCAGGAGACAACAGAAAAGCUUUAUGCUUUGUACCAGCUACCAUUGCCUGAGAGUGGAAGUGCUUUGCAGAACCAUGCCAAUGGACUAAUGUCAGCUGAUACUUCAAAUCAAGGAAAAAAGAAAGAAACUUUGAAAGAAAUACAAAAUCCAGUUAGCAGAGAUGGCCAGACUCAUGGCAAGAGUUCUCUGAACGACCAGCAGUUGGAGUCGAGGAAAAAUAGAAGUCUUAAUGGUUUGAGUAAUCCUCCAAGUAAAAUGAAAAAUUCUAUGGAUCAAUCUUCUAUUGACCUGAGCAAGUUGGCAGAGGGAAAGAACAAAGUUAAUUGCGACCAAUUGAAAAGGAAGAACAAGAGACCUGAAGACAUGCGCUCUGUUGAUAAUCAUCAAAACUUCAAUGUGGACCUUGGAAAAUUGGGUUGCAGUUCAAACUCUGGUUUGACAAAUAUGGAAGGUGGAGAAGGUAUGCUGAAGCAGGGUGACAUUGGCUUAAAGAAACACAACAAAUUGAACACGGAAAAUAGAAUGCAAAUUUCGUUGAAGAAACUGGGAGGAACAGCUGAGAUCUCCUCCGUUGUUAGGUCCUCUGUUAAUCAACUAAGUGGUAAAAGUGCCUGCACAAAGAAAAGGAAACUGAAUGAUUGGCAAGAUUAUCAAAAUUCUCCUAACAGUGGACUCCAUGAAUCUGUGCUUUUGAAGGAAGAAAAUUGUGAAAGGUUGAAGAAGAAAAAGAAGCUUGAUGUAUCGAGUGAUUUCACUGAUGGUACGGAAAAAAUCAGCAAGGAUAAGAAACCGAAAAUUCAAAAUAAGAAGGUUAUUGCCAUACAAACAUCAGUUGGUAAGGAGUUACCGAAGAGAAAUUUAGUUGCUCGACAAGUUUCAGGGGCAGCUAACUCUAGCUCUUCAAAUGUUUCUCAAGCUCAUUUAACUAAAGCCAAAUUUGGAGUGAAAGUAUCUCCUGCUGAAUCAGUUUCAUCAUCUCCCAUGCGGUCAUCUGGACUCGAUCAAUUUGGAGGAGAAAAAGAGGAGAUUACCUCUAAUAUUCAUUCUGACUCUCAUGCCCUCAACACCAACAGCAAAAAAAUCAAAGCUUCACCUGCAGUUCAACACCAUUUUGUUACUGCCGAUGCGAAUACUGUUAAGCAGCCUAAGUUGUGCAAUAAUUGUAUAGAUGAUAACAUGGAGCCCAGCCAAAAGAAACGUAAGAAAGAGAAGAUUCAUGUUGGUGCUGAAGGAUUGGAAACCCCUCAAAAUCUCAAGGGUCAUGAUGCUGAAGACCAGGGAUCAGAUGCUUUAUUUCAAUCAAAUAGAGCAGUCAGACUUCAGUCAAAGCGAAAUCAGGAUUUUGAAGCAGGAAAUGAAGGUGGUCUGAGAACAGUAGAAAAGAGGGAUGGAAAAUCAAUAUGCUCUUCUGGAGGCGAACGCAAAGAAGAACCAUCCCGUCCUGGUGGUGAUCCUUUACGAGUUCCUAUUAGAGUGGGAGAUCCUCAUCAGCUUAUUGCCAAUGCCCCCAGUAAUGAUGUGGUAGAGUCGAAGAAAACACCUGAUCUACAGGGAUCUAGAGAUGUUAAUGCUUCAAAUCUCAACAGAAUGAAAUCCUCGAAUCAGACUGUUUGUGAUACAUUGAAAGAAGCCAAGAAACUCAGAGACGAAGCAGAUCACUUGAAGAACUCUGGAUUCAUUUUUGAAAGUAACGAGCUUUACUUCCAAUCUGCUCUGAAGUAUCUACAUGGAGCAUACUUUCUAGAGACUCUUAAUAAUACGAGUGGCAAGCCUGGCGAUAUUUCUCCGAUACGAUUCUAUAACAUUACAGCUGAAUUGUGCGAGUCAUGUGCCCAUGAAUAUGAACGUCGCCAAGAAAUGGCUGCAGCAUCUUUGGCUUUUAAAUGUAUGGAAGUAGCUUACUUGAGGAUAGUUUACCAUAAACAUCCAAGCAUCAAUGGAGAUCGCCUCGAGAUGCACUCGGUGUUUCGUACAAUUGUGCAAGGCGAGUCUCCAUCUUCUUCUGCAUCAGAUGUCGACAACUUAAGCAAUUACGGAGCUAUGGAUAAGGCUACUUUCGAGAAAGGUAGUUCCCACGGUGUUCGAAGUCAGAUCUGGAAUGCUGGAACCUGCUCGAGUUUUGCUCGGGUCCUCAAUUUCGCGCAUGAUAUGAAUUCAGCCAUGGAGGCCUCAAAAAAUUCUCGAAACGCAUUUGUGGCAGCUAGUUCAUGUGCUAGUGAAGGAAAGCAUGUGGACUAUGUUGCAUCAGUUAAAAAAGUGAUUGAUUUCAGCUUCCAAGAUGUCGAGGAACUCGUACAGUUGGUUCGAGUUGCUACGCAGACGAUAACUCACUCGGGUUUUUGCAGUGGUAGAAAUUAGGUCAAACAUGUAAAUAGUUUAUUUUUCUUGGAUUAUUCUUCUUCCUUAAGGUGAUCAGUUGAGAAAAGCUAAGGCACUGAAACUGACUUCAACCUGAUGGAUAUUGGUUAGGAAAUAUUUAGGAUGUUGUUACACAGUUCCUUACUUACCAAUACUUCUGUACAAAGCGAGAUCAAUUAGGAAAUUCAAAAUGUAAUUUUUAAUUAUUCUUGAGCUGAGAAUUUUCCUUCCCCCCCUCCCGAGGGUCAUGUAAAGGCUUGAUAUCUUAGCUCCUAAAAGUGGAGCUCUAGUGAAAAAAAAAAAGGUUGCAGCCUUUUAGUUUUAGGCCAACCACAUUUUCAAGUGUUCAAAUAAUAACUUUCUAUUCAUUUGGCAACCAUAAUGAAGUAUUUAUCCAGUAAUUACAUUUAUAUA
Molecule: messenger RNA, 4986 nt
Organism: Benincasa hispida (wax gourd)
Lineage: Eukaryota; Viridiplantae; Streptophyta; Magnoliopsida; Cucurbitales; Cucurbitaceae
Product: cysteine-tryptophan domain-containing zinc finger protein 3-like
Molecular function (GO): zinc ion binding
Source: RefSeq, a predicted model, not a curated record